This is a messenger RNA of Callithrix jacchus (white-tufted-ear marmoset), 22972 nucleotides long. The record is from RefSeq and is a predicted model, not a curated record. NCBI's taxonomy places the organism in Eukaryota, Metazoa, Chordata, Mammalia, Primates, Cebidae.
AUUAGUCUUAGUUGGAACAGGUGCUGAAAUCAUCAAUUCCCCAUCCCCAAAACACGAAGAAUGAUUAGUACCUUCCUCACUCGAAGUGAAUCCUGUUAUAUAUCCCAUUCCACACCACCAUGGUUUUGACUCUCAAUUUCAUUCUUACUUGCAUGUGACAAUGUGACACAGCCUGGGAGCAUCAGUCACCACGCUUCAUGUAAAUUCUAAUUGCUACAGCCCUAUAAAGGGGCAUGAACUAAAUUUCAGCCCCUAGGUCCUCAGGGUAGAAAUGAAAUUCAGCUCAUCCCCUGCAGCCCUCUAGCGCCCGGGACCCAUGCCUCUCCCAGGGGCAAGUGACCCACCCCUCAGGCUCCGAUUCAGGAAACCGACCGGAUAUCUAGUGCCACACGGGUAUACUGACAUGUCCAUUGCAUAUGCAAACACCAGAGGGUUGUGCUUGGCUCAGGAGAUUAUGUAAGAAAAGGAACCGGAAUGAUGAGCCCAGGUGAGCAGGGACCAGCCCCUGCCCAACAGUAGAGCUGAUUCUCUUACCAGGCUGCUGGGACACAAAGUCCCCUUAAGCCAUUGCCUCUCUGAGCCUCACAGUCUGACCAUUGAUGCAGGGUACUGACCCUCACCGUCACACUGAUGCUGCUAAUGUUUUUCUAUCACAGUCUCAAUUGUUGAAACAGAACCACUUCUGCAGGUGUGCUUGAGGAAGCCACUAUUCAUUAGGUGUUCUGCCCCUGCUGUUACAUUUUGAGCCUCUGUCCCUUCAUCUAUAAAAGCAGAUGGACAGUUCCCCUUGAUGACAUUAGGAAAAAAUGUACAGGAUUAUGGAAAUGCAGGCCCGAUGUGUUUGCUGGUCAUAUGGAUAAUUAGGAGCAGGUUUUUUUGUUUGUUCAUUUGUUUUCUACAAUCCCUUCAGGGACUGUUACACUGUUUUGUACACAGUAGGUGCUCAAUAUGUGUUUCUUGGUCUGAACUGAGUAAAGGCUGCAGGAUGCACAUGUAGGGGUUGUGACUGUCUCAGCAGCUUGCUCACCUAUGGCAAGCUGGCUCUGUGAGGGCAUUGUUCAUCCCUGGCAUCCGUGAGGAGAGGCUCCUGCAACCCCACAGCACAGGGGGGGACCAUCUCAGCUGCCUCAGAGAUUGGGGAUGGACCAGGGUUUCAUGGGUGGCUGGAAACCCAGGUAAAGAUGCUGGGACCAUCUCCAAGAAACUCCUUGCCCUCAAGAGGGUCCGCCUAUUCUCGAGCCAUCUGCUGGAGGGGGGGGGUCCCUGAGCAGCAAGUGGGGAAUAUGGGAAGAAUGACUAGGACCCCACUUCAGGGAGGAAGUUCAGCCUGUUAGAAUCCCCGUAAACUAGGAAGGAAAGAAUAAGUGACUAAAUGGUCGCAUCAGAAAUGUGGUAACACUUUUUCAUUUCUAAAGGAUUCUCAAUUUUACAGAUGGAAAUGAAAGCUGGGAGAGGGAAAAUGACAUUCACAAGACCCCCCAAUUGAUCCACCUGAUCUGAUUACAGCAGGUCCAGAACCUGUGUGUUGUGACCCCUAGACUCUUCAAUUUCUAUGGCAUUUUGCUGCUGUCACAUUUAUCUUAAAUACACUUUUCAAAACAGAGGCUAAUAACAAGAAGGCUUUCCUGUUUGAAACCUUUCCCCAAGAGCUCAUUGGAUACAGGGACUACCAUAACAAUGCGGUUCCAUGCCUGCCCCACCAACUGAGGCUUAUGUGUUCCAAAGAUAGUCUCUAACGUGCUUCAUGGUUCUAAAAUAAAUAGCAUGCAAUUAACACUGUACCACUGUUUCUUUUAUUUUUGAGUCCACACUGACAGCUUUGAGAAAAAUAUCCUUCAGACAUUUACUGGCACUAAUAUUUAUCUAAUAAAAGACCACACCACAUAUCCACAGAAUAAGCCCUUCAUAUUUGCUGACCUUCUAUGGAGUAAACACUUUUGAUUUUCCAAAUACAAGACUCCAGUGAGCACAUUCCAUAUUGCCAUUUCAUUUCCAUCCAGUUAAGAAUGCAUCCCUUAUCCAUUUGGGGAAUAUUUACCUUCUUGUUUUUGAAGCAUCAGCUUGAGUUUAUUUCCACUUAUGCCACCUAAAGGAAUGAAAAUUGAAAUCCAUAUCAGAGUUACACUGUACCCUUCAAUUUAUCAAAUGCAGAAAUCAGAGUGGGAAAAAAAGAACUGCAGGCCCCUACCCUGAUUUGGCAACUUGGUGAUAUCACAGUAUUUAAUGCUUGUAGUAUUCCCUGGCCAGCAGGACAAACAAUUCAGGCGGCCCAUGGCUAAUAUUGGUGAUAAUGACCACAGCUGACCAAGGGCAUUAUGAUUUGAGCUAGUCAGAGUGAUGCUGUUCUUUUAGCCCUGUGUCUUGCUAUGAGGGGCAACCAUCUGUCAUGUGCAUCUUUCUGCAAACUUUCGCUUCAUGGUGUAAUACAUUGAAUAGUGUCCUCCCGAAAUUCCUAACCACGAGAAACCCCUGAAUGUAAGCUUAUUUGGAAAUGAGGUCUUUUCAUAUAUAAUCUGUUAAGGAUCUUAAAAUUUUUCUUUAAAAAAAUUUUUUUAACAGCCUGACUCAUCACUGAGAGAGUCUCAAGAUGUUAUAUGGGAUUUAGAUGAACAGAAAUCCAGUGAUUAGUGUUCUUAUAAGAAGAGAGGAUCCAGAGAGGUCACCCAUGUGAAGACAGAGGCAGGCAGAAAUGGGAGUCGGGCUCCCACAUACUGGAGAACUUGCUUUCGCUCUCUAAAAGUGCAGCCCAGUUUUGUAGCUUGCCCAUCACCCUAAAACCAAGCAUGAUUUGUACCACUUGCUGUUAUUUGUAUUUGAUUUCAAAAGUAUUUCUGAUCAGCUCAAUCAUUUUUAAUAGAAAAUACCUUGUCUUCCCUAAUAGAACACACCCCUCCACCCAGUAAACUGGCUUGCAGACCUAUAGAAGCCUCUGACCCUUAACUGUUGCAUGCAGACAUGCUGACUUUGUAAGUAGUGAGUAGAGUAUCUUCAGGUGUAAGGAACUGGAGUCUGGCCCCAGAUUGGAGGUAAUGGUGACCACUUUCUCAGCAGGGUUCUUAGCCUCUCAUUCCAUGGACAGACUAAAAGGGGGUCUAGAAAGGUGUGAAAAAUUGUGUUUGCAUCUGCAAAGGCACAAUUUUCUGGGAAUAGGAACCAUAGCUUUUGCCACACUCUCAAAAGUAUCUGUGACCCCAAUUAAAUUAAAAAACCCCACUUUGUUUGUGAAUUACAUCAAUAAAGCUGGGAGAAAAGAAAUAAAUGUUUUAAAAGAGAGCCUCUGCAUGAAGAACUUACUAUGGAGUUGGGGAGAAAAAAAUAUCCACAGCUGAGAAUUACAAACUGGCUGCCCUAUGUAGGGAUGUAUUUUAUUAGCAUACCCACUGUUUACAGAUUUUGAAUUUGAAGACCUCUGAGCCAAGUUGCUCAGCAAAUCCAUGGUCCAUAAGCAGCCACCUAACCUACUAGCCUCCUGUAGCAUCUGGAUUAAGGUGCUACCUACCUGCCUGCAGAGUCAUUGGGCCAUCCAGGGAGCCUGCUGGCCUGUCCUCUGGGAUGGGACAGGGAACCUGCUAGAACUUACUAAGUCUAUUUCCUGCUAAGUGCCUCCCUUGUAAUUCACGGAUAUGGUGGAAACACUUUCUAGCUGUACAGGGAGAGCCCCAGUACAUACCGCUGUCCUUGUAAAUUAAUUUUGCUCUCAAGAGUGUUUCAGCUUGGAUGAUAAUUACAUGGCCACCCAAUUUUUCUAGGUUUAAUGGCAUGGAAAUGGCUUCGUAAGAUCUCCAGGGACACCCUGAAGGGCCAGGAAAAAGAGGUGGUGGUUGCCUUCACACCUUCCCUUGGAGAGCUGGGAGUCUGUUGGGUGGCGAGCUAAGGUAUCAGUGUAGUGCACAGCAGCCCGUGGGUUUUUGUUUCCUGUGCUCAGGUCAGUCUACAGAGACGUCGUUGUUUAAAAAGCAAUUGCAAUCUUAGGCUGUUUAGUAAAGGAUACUUAAAAAAAAGAAAGUACAAAAGAAGACAUACAUGAGGCCAACUAACACAUGAAAAAAUGCUCAUCAUCACUGGUCAUUAGAGAGAUGCAAAUCAAAACUACAUUGAGAUACUAUCUCACGUCAGUUAGAAUGGCGACCAUUAAAAAAUCUGGAGACAACAGAUGCUGGAGAGGAUGUGGAGAAAUAGGAACACUUUUACACUGCUGGUGGGAGUGUAAAUUUGUUCAACCAUUGUGGAAGACAGUGUGGCGAUUCCUCAAGAACCUAGAAAUAGAAAUUCCAUUUUUAUUUUUAUUUUUUUUUUGAGAUGGAGUUUCGCUCUCGUUACCCAGGCUGGAGUGCAAUGGCGUGAUCUCGGCUCACCACAACCUCCGCCUCCUGGGUUCAGGCAAUUCUCCUGUCUCAGCCUCCUGAGUAGCUGGGAUUAUGGGCAUGCGCCACCAUGCCCAGCUAAUUUUUUGUGUUUUUAGUAGAGACGGGGUUUCACCAUGUUGACCAGGAUGGUCUCAAUCUCUUGAAAUUCCAUUUGACCCAGCAAUCCCAUGACUGGGUAUAUAUCCAGAGGAUUAUAAAUCAUUCUACUAUAAGGACAUAUGCACACAAAUGUUCAUUGCAGCACUGUUUACAAUAGCAAAGACCUGGAACCAACCCAAAUGCCCAUUGAUCAUAGACUGGAGAGGGAAAAUGUGGCACAUAUACACGAUGGAAUAUUAUGCAGCAAUUAGAAAUGAUGAGUUCAUGUCCUUUGUAGGGACAUAGAUGAACCUGGAGACCAUCAUUCUCAGCAAACUGAUACAGUAACAGAAAAUGAAAUACCACAUGUUCUCACUCAUAGGUGGGUGUUGAACAAUGAGAACAGAUGGACACAGGGAGGGGAGCACUACACACUGCGGUCUGUUGCAGGGAAUAGGGGAGGGACAGUGCGGGGUGGGAAGUUGGGGAGAGAUAGCAUGGGGAGAAAUGCCAGAUAUAUGUGAAGGGGAGGAAGGCAGCAAAUCACACUGCCACAUGUGUACCUAUGCAACUAUCUUGCAUGUUUUUCACAUGUACCCCAAAACCUAAAAUGCAAUAAAAAAAAUAAAGGAAGUAACUGUCCUGUCUCUGUACCACCACGGCUCUGAGCGGACCUCUUCUCUACUAUUUAGUUCAGUUCACAUCAUCUGACUUGAAGAAGAUCACAGAAAAUCUGGAGUAGUGGUCAAAGGAGUGUCCAUGGAGGACUAGGGCCCAAACAUGUGUUAUAUGAGAAGAAAUUAAAGGAAUUUAGGUGUUUAACUUAGAGAAAUAAAACUUCUGGGGCUGGAUGUGGUGACUCAAGCCUAUAAUCCCAGCACUUUCGGAGGCCGAGGAGGGUGGAUCGCCUGAGGUCAGGAGUUCGAGACCAGCCUGGCCAACUUUGUGAAACCCUGACUCUACUAAAAAUGCAAAAAAUUAGCUGAUGUUAUAGCACAUUCCUGUACUCCCAGCUACUCAGGAGGCUGAGGCAGUAGAAUUGCUUGAACCCAGGAGGCAGAAGUUACAGUGAUACCAUUACUGUAUUCCAAGAUACCAUUACUGUAUUCCAUCCUGGGUGACAGAGUGAGAGAAAGAAAGAAAGGAAGAAGAGAAAAAGAAAGAAAGAGAGAGAGAGAAAGAAAGAAGGAAAGAAAGAGAAAGGAAGAAAGAAAGAGAAAGGAAGGAAGAAGGGAGGAAGGGAGGGAGGGGAAAAAAGAAGCUUGUGGGAGGAGAACAAUGGCUUUGAGUGACUGCUGGGCCAUGGGUUAGGGCAUGAGUAAAAUUUCCAACAUCCAGAUGGACAGCCACCCAAGAUAGGACAAAUGGCCCUGGGGGAUGGGGGGUGUUGGAUUAAGAGUUGUUGGAGGUGUCUGAGAGUAAACAAAGGUGGUGAGCACUUGACUAGGCUACUGUAGAGGGGAUUUUCUAGUUACACGGAGGUGGGACUACUGUUGAACAUUCUACUUCCCUUCCAAACUUAAGUUCAAUGAAGAAACCUAUGAAAAUAUUUGCCAAGGCAGACAGAUACGUUCCUUGGCACUAAUAAUAGCAUUCAUUAAUGUCUUAACAUUUGUCAGUCUCUAACAGCUCACAGGGUAGUGCAUACAGAAUUAGGUAUGGCCCCUCCAUCUGUUUGCCUUCUGUAAAAGUGCUUAACAAUUAAUGAACGAAAUGUGGUCUGAUGUUGCAAUAGACAUUGAGUUUAGGCAUUUGCAAUGAGGCUGCAAUUUCUUGCAGCAACUGUAUGUCACGAUUACUCCAGAAACGAGAACGUCACCAAACCUUAGCUGUAGACUGAAAAGCGCAAAUAAGUCCCAAAUUAUGAAUUAUGAAUGUUGCUACUGUGCCAGUUACUACCCACUGAACUACGUAUCAGUACAUAUAAUUGGACACUACACUAAAUUCGUUUGAACAAAAGGAACAAUAGAAUGGCUGUGAUUUUUUUUUUUCUGUAUUAUGGAUUUUUCACCCAGUAUCAUCGGCUCUUCAUUCUAGGCUGCAGUAAUAAUCACUCCUGAAUUUAUCCAAUCCAGUCACCUAGUAUUAGCUCUCCCAGCAAAUUCAGAACUGCAAGGUGCUCCUUUGGGGGUGCUAAAUAUUAAUAAAUUGAUCAGGUAGGGGCCACAUUCAUUUUCUUUAUUAAAUAUUUGUGAGAAAGGGUAUGGUGGUUCAAGCCUAUGAUCCCAGGACUUUGGGAAGCUAAGGCAGAAGGAUCACUUGAGCGCAGGAGUUCAAGACCAACCUUGGCUACAUAGUGAAACCCAUUUCUACUAAAAAUUAGGAGCAAAAAAAAAAAAAAAAAGUCGGGCAUGGUGGCACACACCUAUAGUUCCAGCUACUUAAGAGGUUGCGGUGGGAGGAUUGCUUGAGCCUGAGAGAUCAAGGCUAGGUGGCAGUGAGCUAUGACAGCAUAAUUGUACUCCCGCAUGGGCAAUAGAGUAAGACCCUAUCUCAAAAAAAAAAAAAAAUAGUUUGUAGGUAGCAUAAAGAGUCACCUUUGGGAUUCUACAUCAAGAUUUUCUUUGCAUAAGAACUUUCACAUCCCAGGUCAGUGAUGAUGUUUUAACUGACUUCUAUCACUGAGUUAUUGAUAAAAACUAAAUAAAAUACCAGCCAGUGCUCACUUGACUUAUUCAGAUGUGCUUCUUCUUCUCCAUUUUUUUUGAGACAGAGUUUCACUCUUGUUGCCCAGGCUGCAAUGCAAUAGCACCAUCUCAGCUCACUGUGACUUCCACCUCCCGGGUUCCUGCCCCAGCCUUCUAAGUAGCUGAGAUUACAGGCAUGUGCCACCACGCCUGGCUAAUUUUGAAUUUUUAGUAGAGACGGGGGUUUCCGCAUGUUGAUCAGGCUGGUCUUGAACUCCCAACCUCAGUGAUCUGCCUGCCUCAGCUUCCCAAAGUGCUGGGAUUACAGGGGCGAGACACCGUGCCUGGCCCAGAUGUGCUUCUUAAAAUGCCAAGAACAAAGAGUUGGGGGCAGGUAAGCUAUACAGUGGGAAAUAACUGACUAGCUUCGCUGGUGGUUCUGAUGUAGAACAGUACUCUUCCCCGCCUGGACAGACCUCGCCGCCUCCCUUGCUGUUCUAGCAAUCCUGGGGCUCCACCCCAGGGCUCCUAUUGAAUGUCCCCUGCCUCUUCUCACCUGGAGUUCAGUUUUCAUACCUGUUCUGAAUGAGCAAAAUACAGAAACUAAGCAAUUGAGUGAACUAAAUUCAAGGGUGGCCAGUAGACCAGGCAGGAGUUUUUCUCCAGUACAUUCAGGUGCAAGGAUGUAGUGAGGGACUGGCAGAGUUGGGUUUAAUGGGGUUUGGGGUUUUUCCUGGCUAAUAUGACUGUGGGAGAAUGGGCAAAAGCACUGAAUGCACAUGGAGGGGAAGGAUUAAUGGUGGGCUCUGGAAUCCAAGCUGGUGUGGAGGAAAUCAAGGAUAAGGAGGAAGGGAGGGAUGGUUGCAAAUCCAGCAUCAGGGAGGUGUAGGUCCCGGGGGAUCAAACUUUUGUUGAGGUAGAGGCACAUGGCCAGAAAAUAGGAGGUGGGGUCGUGGGUGGGAUGCUUGACAGAGAUUACCAAGGGUCACAGUUAUGAUCAUGAUGCUGUCUAUGAUGUGAUGGAAAGUGGCUCCUGGAAUCCUGUGGACAGCAGGAGCCUGGAGGAGAGGAGGGAGCCGCUGAAGGGCCAGGCAUUGGAGGGACUAUCCAUGGGAAUAUGCACCCCUAAUGAAUUACAGCAGAAGCAGUGCUGGGGAGACAGACUGCUAAGUGGCCAGGUGCUGAGAUCUUCAGGGAAUGAGGCCAGUGGCCUCAGAGGCAACCUCUAAAGGUCGGGGUUGGUGCCACAGUCUACAGCAUGGGCCACAAAGCUUUUUCUUUAGGCAGGGAUUAUGGGGGACAUGAGGAGGGCAGGAGAAGGAGUAUAAAGAUUUGAAAGUGAAGGCAAGAAACAAACAGGAUUAUCCCUAAGCCCAGGAUGGGAUGGGUGUGAGCAAAAGACACCCACCCCUCAGCAGGCAGAAGCACAAGUGGCCUCUCAGGGCAGCACCAGAUCCAGUUCAGGAGAGGGACUGAAGGCAUUGCUCACGGCAGAUAUUUGUGAUCUGCACAAAAUGACACAUAUAUAGUUUACUAAUAUUUUCAACUGGAUUCCUAUGACAUUUAUUUUAAAUAACAUGUUUGCUGAGAUAUAUGAAAUUUUAAGACUUAUUUAUUUCUUACACGCCCAUCAAUUUCAGACAUUUCAACUCUGGAACUGUUAUUAUCCGGCAAGUCGCAAUGCAUUAUAAUUUUUAUGCUCUUAUGCAGACCACACAGUUUUGAUGAAACAAUAGCUGGAUACUGAUUUUCCACGUUUUAUUUAGUUUCUGUUCCAGCAGUUGUAAAAUACAGGUAGCACUGCUGCCCCCAGGUGGUGUGCAGAAAACUGCACCUUCAUCUUCUAAGAAACACCUACCUGAGCACUUUGUGGGUAUAGGUUGGCUGGCGUCAUCUUUUGAACUUGAUAUAACUCAGUGGAAUGGCUGUAAAGGCUACUACAUGUAGUAUUUUACUGUAGCAGAUACAAACAGGUAAUUGUUUAUUAACUGACAACUCCAAGAAAAUGAAUACUCCUCUUCACAUCCAGUGCCCCAAUACACCACCAUCCAUGUGGGUAUGAAGAUAAAUGUGCAUACAUUUCCAAUUCCUAUGAUGUUUCAAGUAGAGGUUGAUAAGUGUGAAUAUUUAAGAAUUUUCCAUCUUCAGAACUGAAAAUGAGCAUGCAAAUAACCGUUAAGCCUGUGAAAUUAAAUAAAAACUUGAAAGAAUUCAAACUUAAGCUGUUGGAAUUUUAAAUUAUCCUGAGCCAUGAGAGAAAUGUGGCUGUGCAGCCUGAGUCACGUGUCACGUAGCUGCAACCUGCCUUGCUUUCCCCAUUCAUAAUUAAGACCAAAUGGUGCCAGAGAUAAGCCCCCCUCAGAUCAUUACCCCUUCUCAUGGAGUAAUACUUUUUUUUAAGAAUGUAACAAUAUGUAGAUCUCUGUAGUGUAUGGAAAAGGUUGCAAUCCCGCUAACAUUUCCAUCUAAGUGAAACCUUAACCCCUCCACUUUGGAAUGCUGACCCCAUCGGUUUGGUGUUUCAUGGUUUGGUGUUUCCUGUCCUCAAGCUUUGUACUCGAAUAAAUUCUAAACUUAACAUAUUUUCUGAAUCUCAUUAUUUAAGAUUGACAACCAUUAUUAACUAAUACAGCAGACCUGUGGUUUUCAAAGUGUAUGCCUUGAUUGGCAACAUUGGCAUCACCUGGGAGAUUGCCAUACAUGAAAAUUUCCAAGCCCCACCCCCACCUACUGGAUCAGCUACUCCAGGGUGGGACCAGAAAUCUGAGCACUAACCAGGCCUCCAGGUGAUUCUGAUUUCACUUAAGUCUGACAGUUGCUGGUUAGAGCCUUGCUACACCAAUAUGGUCCACAAGAUUGACCGCACCUGAGAGGCCAUGAGACUUGCAGCCUCUGGAGUUCUUCCCUGCAUCUCCUGAGUCAGAAUCUGCAUUUCAAUAGGAUCCUCAUCUCUUUCAAGCUUGAGAAGCACUUUUUUAUAGGACCCAGAUGGCAGAGAUCAUCCUUUGCUUUCCAAAUAGCCAUUCCUGCCCCUCUUCUUCUCUGCUAAGACCUCAGUCUUACAAAUGGUAGGGAAAAUGGGGGUGGGUGUCUUGCACAUUUUGAGAAGAAAAGAAAUUGUUUUUAUUGCAAAACUUCUCUAAAAGUUGCAGUUGCUUGCUAGUAAAAGCUUCUCUAGCUAAAAUGAGUGAUAUCUGUGUGGACAAAUGAAAUGCAGAGGUUGGAAGAAGGAAAAAUGCAUCAGUCCCUCCUCUUGCAUCCCUGGACUGAGGGUCCAGGUCUGCUUGUUCCCUGACAGGAACUGGGUCAAGGCUUGCCAUGAGCCACAGCUGGGGCUUUGGCUUGCCCUUCUCCAGCUCUCCUGACCAUUUUUGACCUAGUAGAGGGGAAGAGAUUAUGCUAUGUGAACAAGGUUUUAGAGAUAGUCUGCUGUGCCAGGAAGACUGAAUCUGAAUCCACACAUGGUCCCUCGAGAGCUAUUAACUCUUGGCAUUAUUGUAGCUCAUCUCACUAGCCAUCAACUUCACACAAAUGUCGUGAGCCUCCCGUCAGAUGAUCUAUGCAAAGCCAGUUUGGAGACUGCAUAGUAGCAGUGAAACAAAAGGAAUUAUACUAACUGCCAUCAUUUUUGCACAGAAGUUUUUUUGAGAGGGAGUCUUGUUCUAUCACCCAACCUGGAGUGCAGUGGUGUGAUCUCUCAGUUUACUGCAACCUCUACCUCCUGGAUUCAAGUGAUUCUCCUGUCUCAGCCUGCUGAGUAGCUGGGAUUACAGGCACACGCCACCAUGCCUGGCUAAUUUUUGUAUUUUUAGUAAAGAUAGGGUUUCAACAUGUUGGCCAGGCUGGUCUUGAACUCCUGACCUCAGGUGAUCCACCCACCUUGACCUCCCAAAGUAUUGAGAUUACAGGCAUGAGCCACCAUGUAUGGCUGCACUGACUUUUUAAUGGGCAAUUUUUGAAAACAUUUGCACCAAUUAAUUUUCUAAAACGGGAAGCCACCAUCAGUAAGUUAGGGUCUUUUAAAUUUUAAUUCCUUGAUUACUUAACCUCAGGUCUCUUUGGUCUAUUAUACUCUUCCUUUCCCUUCAGGAAAAGAAAAUCUGUUUGGAACUAUAAAUAAAUAUGAACUUGACUCAUCUUUGAUUUCCUAGCAGAUGUUUAGCACCAAUAGAAAAAAAAAAUAGGUAGAUUCACAGUUUUCAGCAAGAAAUAUUACUUUAAUUCAAUGCACCCAGUUUGAUUGUGUCUUUUCUACAUCAUGAGUGCCACAAUAGGAUCUGGAGAUAGAAAGCUGAAUGAAAUAUGUUAGCUUCCCUCAAAAAGUUUAUCAACUGGUGGUGGUGGUGGGUAUAGAUAUUUAACAACAGUAGUAUCUUAGCUGGAAAGAGAGUUGAAGGAAAAACUAUAGACACAGUAAAUGUAACAUAGUUGAGCUGUGUUUCAGUGGGACAGACCCCCUACCAGAAUAGGUUCAGAGUGCCUCCAGGGCUCUCUGGUGAGGUAACAUUCAUGGGCAGAAAAGAGAAGGCAGGGCCAGGCGUGGAGGAGGCCAGGCAGGAAGUAGACCAGGCAGGAAGGAGGAAGAAGAUUGUGGGUGUGGGGCUGUGACUUUCAAAAAGGGGUCAUGGAAGUCCUCAUGGAGAAAGUGUAAAUUGGUAACAGCGUGGAGGUGGUAAAGGAGAGAGCCAUACAGGUUUCUCGGGGGACAGAGUUCCAGGCAGAGGAAAGAGCAAAUGCAAAGGCCUUGAGAUAGAAAACCUCCCAUUCUGGAAAAAGCAGGUCAGUGAAGCUGGUCAGAGUGUGCGCAUGGGAGAUAUGUUGUAGGAAAUGGGUCAGAGAAAUGGGUGGGAGCCAGGUCUCACAGGAUUUUGGAGAUUAUUGGUGACUCAGGGACAAGUGGCAUCAUCUGGCAUUUUUUUUUUUCACAAUCAUAGCACACUACAGCCUCUCACUCCUGGGCUCAAGCCAUCCUUCUGCCUCAGCCUUCUGAGUAGGUGAGACUACAGUGUACCACCAUGCCCAGCUGAUCUGGCUAAAUUUUUAACAGGACAUAUCUGCCUGCAGAGACUAGGCAAAAAGUGGGAAGAGCAGAAGUGACUUUGAAAGUGUUGGGAUAUUUUUAAUAAUUAAAAGAUGUCGUUCUUGGGUACCAUGUCCCUCAGUGUCCUGAGGCUUAUGGGCAGUCAGGAGAACUAACAUAUCCCCAGGUCUGUGCCUCACUUGUCAAAUCUUUGCUUGCUCCUACAGUCUCACAGAAUCUUGCAUCCUCUGUGUCUUGUUAAUGCCCAUCCCUCGGUUGUCUUUAGGCCUUCUUCACUAGGGCUAGACCUUAAAGUAACUGGCCUGUGUAUCUGCCUCGAGUUUGGAGACCCUUUUGCCCUGAUGCUUAUGGAACCGCAUUCUAUUUGAGAAGAGGGCUUUUCUUUCUAUUUGCCUAACCAUGAAGCCUAUUUGGCUGUGUAUGAACACAGCUGUCUCUCCCCUCACUGUGAGUUUUAGGCUCAGAGGACUAAGAUGUGAUGUCCAGUCAAAACCUGGGUUAUGUAGUAGUGUACCUAGUUAGCAAUCAGAAGGUGUCUUUGAAUACAGGUUUUAUUCCCCUAAAUUUCUUUACCCUAAAACUUGGCAGGGCCCUCGUGAAUGGAUUAAUGCCAUUAUCCCCAGAGUGGGUUCCUGAUACAGGGAUGAGGCUUGGCCCUCUUUUUUCCGCUCUCUCACCUCACACCUCUGCCAUGGGUUGAUGCAGCACUGAGGCUCUUGUCAGAUGCCAGCAUGUGUGCUUGGACUUCCCAGGCUCCAGAAAUGUGAGUUGCUGUUCAUUAUAAAUUACCCAGUCUGUAGUUUUCUUUUAUAGCAGUGUAAAACAAACUAGGACACCCCUACACAGAGAAAUACUUUUUAUAUCAGGACUGAUGUCAUUUGGAUAAACACACAGGCUAUACACUGCACAGCUCUGAGGGCAUCAUUUAUACAGACUGGAAUGUGGGCUGAUAUCCCUGGGAUUAAACCCAAGGUGACCUAGAUUAUCUAAAACUUUGAAGCAAAAUCUUCAUAAAUAAUAGUUACAUUUACUCUCUAUGAUACAUUGACAUUACCCUGUCUUAUCCUGUCCCAUCCUAUCCUGUCUUAACUCUGACAGUCCAUUUUGCAAUGCUUUAAAGGAAUAUAUGAGACUGGGUAAUUUAUAAAGAAAAGAGGUUUAUUUGGAUCACAAUUCUGCGGACUGUACAAGAAACAUGGUGCCAGCAUCUACUUGUCUUUUGGGGAGGCCUCAGGAAGCUUUUUCUCAUGGCAGAAGGUUAAAUAGGAACAAGAGUGUCAUAUGGUAAGAGAGGAAGCAAGAGAAAGAGGAGGAGAUACCAGGCUCCUACAAAAACCCAUAUGAGCUAACAGAGUGAGAACUCAUUCAUUACCAUGGGGAGGGCACUAAGCCUUUCAUGAGGGAGCUGCCCCCAUGACACAAACACCUUCCACCAGGCCUCACUUCUGACACUGGGGAUCAGAUCACAUUUCAACAUAAGAUUUGGAGGGGACAGAUAUCCAAACCAUAUCACUAGCCUAUGCUAUUGUAUCCCAUCUCCUUCCAUUUCAAAAUAAUGGUUAAGGCUGGUUGUGGUGGAUCACGCCUGUCAUGCCAGCACUUUGGGAGGCUGAGGUGGGCAGAUCACUUGAAAUGGGGAGUUUGAGAUCAUCUUGGUCAACAUGGCGGAACAUCAUCUCUACUAAAAGUACAAAAACUAGCCUGGUGUGGGGGGAACGUGCCUGUAGUCCCAGCUACUCAGGAAGCUGAGAUAAAAGAAUUGCUUGAAGCUGGGAGGUGGAGGUGGCAGUGAGCUGAGAUUGCACCACUGCACUCCAGUCUGGGUGACAGAGAGCGAGACUCUGUCUAAAAAAAAAAGAAAAAAAUGACUAUCAAGACUCAUAUUAGGGUCCAAUCAGGAAAGCAGAGCCACCAUGAGUAUUUAGAAUAUGAGAUUGCUCAUAGGACUUGAUACUUUUACACAGUUACACAAUUUCAAUUGUGGUUCUAGGGAAGCUUUACUUAACUGGAGAAGUAAAGGUCUGGAACAGGACAGUGAUAUGAAACUACAAAGAGAGAAGCAGACAAGUCUGAGGAAAGCUAUUGCCUCUGCAGCUAGAGGGACUGAGGUGGUUGUUGUGGGCCCACAGAGCAGGCAGCUGGGAAAAAACCCUGCACAUAAGGUGGAGAAGUGUAAAGAGAGACUGGAGCUCAUGGACAUAAGUGAGAGGACACCUGGGAGCCUGGUAUGUCUCUCAUGGAAUCUAACUUUGAAGACGUGUUUGAACAGCAAAAAAGCUGAUGGCCCUCAUCUUGGAAGUAUAUACAUGUCUGGCCUGGGAGCUGAAAGAGAUGAUCUGGCAGGUGCUGGGGGAGCUGCAGGUGGCUGCCACCCCGGGCAAUCCCACUCCAACAGGCUGAGCCUACACAUCAGUGACCAUGCGUACAUUCCACUGCUGCAUUGGGGCCCUGUGUUGAGCUUCUGACUGUCAUGGCAUCUGCUUCAUGUCAAUUUCCAUAUCUUGCACAAAUUUCUCUUACAACCAGCCCCAAUUUGGUGCCAUAUAUGUAAGGGAAAUCUGGAAAAUGGAGUUCUAGUUUAGAUAAUACUACAGUACAAAGUCAGCCCCUCCAAUAAUGGGGUGGCUUCAGUGAUGUGCUGGAGUCAACUUGAACCAGCUCGUGGGGAGCCAGUUGUUAAAUUUUCAGGAAUUUUGCAAGCCAGUAGUUAAAAGAAAACGUUAAAGUUCAAUUAUCUGAACUUACAAUUUAAAUAAAUUAUGCUAAAACAAAGAUAAUACAAUACUCCAAACUCACACUAAUAUUUUCAGUUUUGUCUAGUUGAUCUUCAUGGUGGGCAGCAAAGUCUUGGCUCAGUUCUUCCAGGUUCCAGCUGCUACCCCUUCUGUUGGCUUACUGGGGUCUCACCAGUACAUUUGAAGUCUAGUAGUCAGCCAUAUAUUUGGAGGGUUAUUACAUGUUGAUUCUUCUUUCUCUCAGGAUUUUCCCUAUACGUUUCUAGCUGUUCUACCAGACUCUAACUCUGUUUUCCAGCACCUCUUGCCAGAGCAGCCACAAUUUUCUGACACUCAAAGCUGUGCCCAUGUGUCAGGGAUAUCCAUAGGCAAAAAGCCACAGACUCAUUCACAUUCCCUUCUAGGUUCUGUCUUUCAAAGCUGGGCAUCCCUCCAGUUUCUCCUUGCAUUGGCCUGGGCUCCAGGUGCCUUCCAGAGUCGUUUUGUUUGGUUUUAACUGUAUUUUAUUUCUGAAGGAGACUUAGUCUGAACAAGCUACUUUGCCAUUACCAGAAGCUGGAUUAUUUUUGGUUAUUCUAGGAAUUCUAUUUGUUUUUAAAUUGAGAAUUAGAUAUUAUGCCUGAAAAUACCUGACCACUAGAAUUGCUGAGAGGAUGUCUCUGAUUAACUAAUAUUUUUUAAUGGUAGGGCAGAUGUCCUUUGCUUCUGCUAGGCUUUUAGAUUUUCCUCUCAUCCCUAAUGUUUUGCCAUUUCACACUGUGUGUCCAGGUAUAUGUUUAUUUUAAUUUUAUUUCUAAGAAUUAAUGUGUGGAAUUGAUUUAAUUUUUCUGUAUUAAUUAUGGACACACAGUUUUAAGAAAUAACUCACAGACGUCCUAAAUACCUCUCACCCACUUUCCUCCCAUGUUAACAUCUUGUGUAAUAUAUACUAUGAUUUUAUAACAAGGAGGCUAACACUGAUAGAAUCCAUUGGCCUUAUUUAGAUUUCACCAGUUUUACAUGUACUCAUUUGUGUCUAUAUUUUUUGUCUAUGCAAUUUUGUUAUCUAUAGAUUCCUGUGAUGUCACCACAGUCAGGAUACAGAACAGUUUCAUCCUAUGAAUUUCUUUUACUACCCUUUCAUAGCACCACUUUCUAGUGACUGGCUACCACUAAUUCGUUUGCCAUUUUUUUAAAUUUUAAAAAUUGAUGCAUAAUGAAUGUACAUAGUUUUUGGGGUGCAUGUGAUAAUUUAAUACUUUCAUAUAAUUUGUAAAGAUCAAAUCAGUGUGCUUGGGAUAUUGAUAUUCAUCACCUUAAAUAUUUACCAUUUCUUUACGCAAGAAAUGUUGAAUUAUUAUCUUCUAGUUACUUUGGAAUGUACAAUAGAUUAUUAGAAACUAGGUCAACCUACUGAUUUACAGAGCACAGUGUCUUAUUUUUUAUUUUCCAUCUUUAUAAAUUUAUUUAAAAUUUUUAAAGGCUUGAGUCACCGCGCCCGGUGAGGCUCUGCUGGUUCUGCAUGAUGGCCCUGAGCUCCUUGAGGAAGAGCCCGGCGCACCGGAUUCUCCGGCAGCCUCUCCAAGCCGCCCACCCGCCUCCUGUGCCCUGGCUGCGCCUGGGCCGGUGGCUGGGAACAUGAGGGACCGGGAUCCUAUCAGCCCAGCGUUCCGCUUGCUACCUUCUUCCCCAGAACUUACUUCCCUCCCACAGCUGGCGCCGCGUCACCGCCACCCUGGCCUUCACACACCCACCGCGGGACGGUGCCAAGACCCAGGGCAGCCCCUCCUGUCUUGGCGUCCAGAGGAGGCUCUUACUAGCCGGAUAUAGAGAAGAGGGAGAAAGCGAGCAAGACGUUCGGAUAUGGGAAGGAAGCAGUAUAAAUGCAGGGGUCUGUAGAAGGAAGGUGAAUCUGACUGGCGAGACGCAAAAGUGAGUGAGUGAGUGAGUGAGUGAGUGAGUGAGUGAAGAGAAAUCAGCGAUACUGGGAAGGUUACUCCUUUUUGCUCCAACAUUCCCCAAACCUUCUCAAACACUGAUAUUUUCCCCUUUCCCCACAACUCUUUCAGGCUUCUGCCCCCAAACACCUUCUCACCCCUUCACACCACAUCACCAAGGACCUUUCGAUUCCUACGCACCCGAUUUCUCUGUCCCCUCGCACCCGCUUGCUUCUCUUGCUCCCACCAUGGCAGUGCCCAUCUGCUCCUCCUCGCUCACUCAGGUCUGCUGCUCGGGACGCCUUUGGCGACGGCGAGGGAGAUUCUUGUUGAAGAGGGGCUCCGGGGCAGCAUGGCAAUCCGGGGGACCUUUCUUCUCAUUGUUGGCCUUGGCCCCAAGUGUCCCCAGGUGCUGAUGGAGCGCCUGGGGUGUGUGAGCCCUGCCGUCAGGCCAGGCUGGGGUUGCGCCAGGAGCUGUCCAUGGUCCUGAAACGAUGUCGGCUGAGACGCCGCCUGUGACUUGGCGAGCGAGCGCUGUCCGUAGUGCUGAAGAGGUUCCUGGGCCCCGGCACUGGCGGCAGCGAUACUUAGGAGGCCGGCAGCCGGAAGACCACCAGGUAAGGAAUCCUGGCGGAGGCUACGCUUGCAGCAGGUGCUGAUGCUCCCACAAGCAGCGAUUCUCCGCGCUCAGCUCCGUCCAGCCGCCGCUCCAGCUUGUCGAUGCUCUGGCGCUGAGUGUGGACAAGGCUCUGCUGGUUCUUUUUGGUUCUUUCUCUUUUUUCUUUUGACAGAGUCUUGUUCUGUUGCGAGGCUGGAGUGCAGUGGCACGACCUCAGCUCACUGUAACCUCUGCGUCCCAGGUUCAAGCGAUUCUUCUGCCUCAGCCUCCCGAGUAGCUGAGACUACAGGCGCGUGCCACCAGUACCAGGUGCCUAGAGUAUAGAAGGGAGAUGUGCUAAGUGCUGAGCAAGGAUGGCACUGUUAUUGGAGUUAAGCUGCACUGCAGGCUGCUUUUAAACUUCUCUGGGAUUGCUUUCAUCAUCAUUACAUGGGAGAGGUUAAAUGGAACCUUAGGACAUCUUUCAGACUUGUGAUUGAUUUUUGUGGCUAGCUCUUCCUCAAAGGUUGAGAACAUACUGUUUAUCAGAGCACAUGCAUCCUUAGCUAGAUGUGAUGGCACAUGCCUGUAGUCCCACUUGCUCAGGAGGCUGAGGAGGGAGGAUUGCUAGAGACCAGUCUGGUUAACAAAGGAGAUCUGUCACUUAAAAAAAAAAGAAGAAGAAGCUCCAUUUGUACUCUCCAACUGGGGUCUCCAGACUCCAAAAGAGGUAUUCCAAAAGUAUGGGGAUAGAUAGAAAAGAAAAAUAGCUCAGCAAUGUGAGUGAGCCAUGUGAGGCCUGCAGAAUUUAUCAGGCCCAGAGAGUCAUUAACAUGGGACUAAAGUCAUGCCCUACCAUGCCCAGGGCCAGUUCUUCAAAGGCAUUUUGUUUCUGCCCAGCUGCCUCACCCAAUAUCUUUUUCCUGGAAUUUUUUAUACAACAACAACAAAAAACAAUGUAUAGCCAGUCAGUAGCUUAUGUCAUUUUAAUGUAAAUUCUUGAUAACUUAGAAAUUGCCUCUUCCUUUAAAAGUCCACUUGUCACUGCUGCUGAUGGGAGCAUAUAUUCAGGGCAACUUGAGUCAAUCUUCCUGGGUUGCAGUUCUCAAACUUGGUAUGAAUAAAUUCUGCCAAUCCUGUUUUUGCUUACUAUGUAAUAAGACUUAAUUGUUUUCAAAAUAAAGUGUGCCUUUUGUUGUCUUCCUGAAAUAAGUUAGUUUUCUUCAUAAACUUUAAAAUAUUGCUUGAAAUUUAAGAUUUCAUCCACUGGAAUCCCUGAAAGUUAUGGCCUUAAAUAAUGACUUUUUUUCUUUCUCUUACAGCUGUUUGGGGCAACUUUGUUAAUAUGAGGUCUAUCCAGGAAAACGGCGAACUAAAAAUUGAAAGCAAGAUUGAAGAGAUUGUUGAACCACUAAGAGAGAAAAUCAGAGAUUUAGAAAAAAGCUUUACCCAGAAAUACCCACCAGUGAAGUUUUUAUCAGAAAAGGAUCGGAAAAGAAUUUUGGCAGAAAAAACAAAGAACUUUGUCAGCUGAAGCCUAGUCAUAGGAGAAGUCCUUUCCAUGGCGGACAUGGCCACAGGAGUGAAGUGUGGAAUAAUUUAUUGGCUAUUUGGUGGUGCUAUCAGGAAUCUCAGCAGCCCUGAACAUGUUACUAAGUGGUUUCAGCAACUCCAGGAGCAGAAAUACACUGGGAUGUUUGCAAUGACCGAGAGGGGCCAUGGGAGCAAUGUGAGAGGGAUCCAGACCGAAGCCUCCUUUGACCUCUCUGCCAGGUGAGGAAUCUUGAACACCAGGUGUGAAGAUGCUGAGAUGUAUAUUGGAAACGCCAUGUGUGGAAAUUAUGCAGCUGUCUUUGCCCAGCUCACCAUAGAUGGAAGAUCCUUAGGGCCCCACUGUUUCAUCAUUCCUGCCCGUGAUGAAAAUGGAAGCUUGUACCCAGGAGUGACAGCUACUGAUAUGACAUACAAGGAGGGUCUGCAUGGUGUGGACAAUGGGAUUUUAAUAUUUCACCAGGUUCGGAUAUCCAGGGAGAAUCUGCUGGAUAAGUUUGGUUCCGUGGCUCCAGAUGGCCAGUACCGUUCUCCUGUUAGGAACAAGAGUGCAAGAUUCAAUGCCAUGCUGGCAGCACUGACCCCUUCGAGAUUAGCUGUGGCUUUCCAAGCUAUGGGUGUCAUGAAGCUUGGGUUGACGAUAGCCAUUCGCUAUAGCCACCGAGACAUGGAUGAAUCUGGAGAACAUCAUCCUCAGCAAACUGACACAAGAACAGAAAAUGAAACACCGGAUAUUCUCACUCAUAGCAUUUUAGGAAUCUCUGUUGACCUGGGCAGAGCUCUGAAUGAGAGACACCAUUUGAGAAAAGGCACCAAACAAAUCAAAAAGCAACUUUACAAGAGAAGAUACAAAAGUGUACCUGAUUGCUUGCCAAAGAAAUAAAAUAGAUGAUACGUACUGUGAAAUACAGCAAUUUCUCUUUAUCCUUUAUCCCAUGCUUUGCUUUCUGUGGUUUCAGUUACCUGCAUUCAAUCUUGUUUUGAAAAUAUUAAGUGGAAAAUUUCAGAAACAACUUAUGAGUUUUAAAUUGUGUACCAUCCUGAGUAAUGUGAUAAAAUCUGAAGCCAUCCUGCUCCAUCCCAUCCUUAAUGGAAUCCUCCUCUUGUCUAGAUUACCCACACAUUAAUCACUUAGUAACUGUCUCAGUUACUAAGUUAACAUCAUAUGUAAUGUUGAAAGAUUGAAUGCUUUCUACCUAAAAUUAGGAACAAAACAAGAAUGUCUACUUUUUCCAUGUCUAUUCAACAUCAUGUUGAGGUUCUAGCCAAGACAAGUAGGCAAGGAAAAUAAUAAAAGUCACGUAAAUUGGAGAGGAAGAAGUAAGCUAUCCCUUUUUGCAGAUAAUGUGCCUUCAUAUAUAGAAAAUCUUACAGAAUCUACCAAAAAUUUAUUAGAAAUAACAUUUUCAGCAAGAUAAAUCAAUAAAUAAAAAUCAAUUGUAUUUCUAUAGGCUAGCAAUGAACAAUCCAGAAAUGAAAUUAAGAAAAUAACUCAAUUUAUAAUAGCAUCAAAAAGAAUAAAAUACUUAAGGGUACUUUUAACGGAGAAGUUAAAGAAGAUGUGAAUAUAUGGAAUAUAUAUGUUCAUGGAUCAGAAGAUGUAAUGUUGUCAAGGUGACAAUACUCCCCAAAUUAAUCUACAGAUACAACGCAAUCUCUAUCAAAAUCCCAGAAGCCUGUCUUUUUAGAAACUGACAAGCUGAUCCUAAAAUUUGUGGAAAUAUAAACAACAAUCUUGAGAAGGAGUAACCAAGUUGGAAGACUCAGAUUUCUCAAUUCAAUAACUUAAUACAAAACUGCAGUAAUCUAGACAGUGUGGCACUGGAAUUGAAUAGAUAUGUAGGUCAAUAAAUUUAAAUCAAGAGCACAGAAAUAAAUCCCUAAAUUUGUGGCCAAUUUAUUUUUUACAAAGAUGCUAAGACAAUUCAAUGAAAGAAUGGUCUUUUCAAUAAAUGGUGCUAGCGCAACUGGAUAUUGAUAUGCAAAAAAUGAAGUUGGACCCGUAUGCAACAGUUAAAAUGGAGCACGGGCCUAAAUUUAAGACACAAGACAAUAAACCUCUUAGAGGAAAACAGGAGCAAAUCUUUGCAACUGUAGGUUAGGCAGUGGUUUAUUAGAAAGAAUACCAAAAGCACAAUUACAAAAGAAAAAUAGUAUAUGCCUUGGACUUCAUAGGAAGUAAAAUAUUUUUUGUGCUUCAAAAGUCACCAUCAAGAAAAUGAAAGAUAAUCCAUAGAGUAGGUGAAAAUAUUCUGAAUUAUAUAUCUGGUAUAUACAUCUGGACUUGCAUCUAGAACAUAUAUGAAUUCUUGCAGUUCAACAAUAAAAUGGCAAAUAAUUCAAUUGGAAAAUGGACAAAGAUAAGAUCCAAAGGUAUUUCUCCAGAGAAGAUGUACAAAUAACCAAUAAGCACAUGAAAAAGUACUAAAAAUCAAGCAUUCCUAUACACCAAUAACAGACUUAAAGAGAGCCAAAUCAAGAACAAACCACCAUUCACAAUUACUACAAAGAGAAUAAAAUACCUAGGAAUACAACUUACAAGAAAUGUAAGGAACCUCUUCAAGGAAAUCUACAAACCACUGCUUAAUGAAAUAAGAGAGGACACAAACAGAUGGAGAAACAUUCCAUGUUCAUGGUUAGGAAGAAUCAAUAUCAUGAAAAUGGCUAUACUACCCAAAGUAAUUUACAGAUUCAACACUAUCCCCAUCAAGCUACCAUUGACUUUCUUCACAGAACUGGAAAAAACCACCUAGAACUUCAUAUGGAACCAAAAAAGAGCCCGCAUAGCCAAGUCAAUUCUAAGCAAAAAGAACACAGUGGGAGGCAUCACACUACCAGACUUCAAACUAUACUACAAGGCUGCAGUUAUCAAAACAGCACGAUCCUGGUACCAAAACAGAGAUGUAGACCAGUGGAACAGAACAGAGGCAUCGGAGGCAACACAACAUAUCUACAACCAUAAAAUCUUUGAUAAACCUAACAAAAACAAGCAAUGGGGAAAGGACUCCCUGUUUAAUAAAUGGUGUUGGGAAAACUGGCUAGCCAUGUGCAGAAAGCAGAAACUGGACCCCUUCCUGACACCUUACACUAAAAUUAACUCCAGAUGGAUUAAAGACUGAAACAUAAGACCUGGUACCAUAAAAACCCUAGAAGAAAAUCUAGGCAAAACCAUUCAGGACAUAGGAGUAGGCAAGGACUUCAUGACCAAAACAUCAAAAGCAUUGGCAACAAAAGCCAAAAUAGACAAAUGGGACCUAAUCAAACUCCACAGCUUAUGCACAGCAAAGAAACAGUCACUAGAGUGAAUCAGCAACCAACAGAAUGGGAAAAAUUUUUUGCAGUUUACCUAUCUGACAAAGGGCUGAUAUCCAGAAUUUACAAAGAACUCAAACAGAUUUACAAGAAAAAAACAAACAAGCCCAUUCAAAAAUGGACAAAGGAUAUGAACAGACACUUUACAAAGGAAGACAUACAUGAGGCCAACAAACAUGAAAAAAUGCUCAUCGUCACUGGUCAUCAGAGAGAUGCAAAUCAAAACUACAUUGAGAUACCAUCUCAUGCCAGUUAGAAUGGCGAUCAUUAAAAAAUCUGGAGACAACAGAUGCUGGAGAGGAUGUGGAGAAAAAGGAACACUUUUACACUGUUGGUGGAAGUGUAAAUUAGUUCAACCAUUGUGGAAGACAGUGUGGCGAUUCCUCAAGGCCUUAGAAAUAGAAAUUCCAUUUGACCCAGCAAUCCCAUUACUGGGUAUAUAUCCAAAGGACUACAAAUUAUUCUACUAUAAGGACACAUGCACAUGAAUGUUCAUUGCAGCACUGUUUACAAUAGCAAAGACCUGAAACCAACCCAAAUGCCCAUCGAUGAUAGACUGCAUUGGGAAAAUGUGGCACAUAUACACCAUGGAAUAUUAUGCAGCAAUCAAAAAUGAUGAGUUUGUGUCCUUUGUAGGGACAUGGAUGAAUCUGGAGAACAUCAUUCUCAGCAAACUGACACAUGAACAGAAAAUGAAAUACUGCAUAUUCUCACUCAUAGGUGGGUGAUGAACAAUGAGAACACAUG